Chenopodium quinoa (quinoa) is the source of this 1339-nucleotide messenger RNA. Its product is annotated as serine/threonine-protein kinase 16-like. Gene Ontology annotation, cellular component: cytoplasm. Bases 196 to 1002 code for a protein of 268 amino acids. Gene Ontology annotation, molecular function: ATP binding; protein serine/threonine kinase activity. The transcript has 7 exons. Gene Ontology annotation, biological process: protein phosphorylation. The record is from RefSeq and is a predicted model, not a curated record. NCBI's taxonomy places the organism in Eukaryota, Viridiplantae, Streptophyta, Magnoliopsida, Caryophyllales, Amaranthaceae.
ACGUCUCAUUGAGUUCGCUGUCGGCGGAAUCUGCAACGCCGUUGCUGACCCACAAAAUGCUAAGAUAGUUUGUGAUUGCGGCGGUGUUGCGGCGUUGAUUGACUGUCUUUCGAGUCCGGUGAGGAAUACGGUCAAGCUUUGUUGGACAAGAUUUCGGAAACAUGAAUUUCAUGUUGAGAUGAUGGGUCUUAUGCUAUGAAGAAAGUAUUGAUUCAAAACAACGAGCAGCUGGACUUGGUGAGGGAGGAGAUCCGUGUUUCCUCCUUGUUUACACAUCCCAAUCUGCUUCCCCUUCUUGAUCAUGCUAUCAUCAAAGUCAAGGCCACUCAAGAACAAUCUUGGAAACAUGAAGCGUACCUGUUAUUCCCAGUUCAUUUGGAUGGAACUUUGCUGGACAACUUAACUGCUAUGAAAUCUAAUGAGGAGUUCUUUUCGAUUGUGGAUGUCCUCCAAAUAUUUCGUCAGCUUUGUGCAGGACUGAAGCACAUGCAUCAUUUUGAUCCUCCAUAUGCACAUAAUGAUGUCAAACCUGGGAAUAUUUUAAUCACACACAAAAAGGGUCAGGCACCUCGGGCUAUAUUGAUGGACUUCGGAAGUGCCCGUCCUGCUCGAAAGCAAAUUCAGUCGCGUGCAGAAGCUUUGCAGCUUCAGGAUUGGGCAGCUGAACACUGUUCUGCCCCUUUUCGUGCUCCUGAGUUGUGGGAUUGUCCAAGUCAGUGCAAUAUCGAUGAAAGAACUGAUAUAUGGUCACUAGGAUGCACAUUGUACGCAAUAAUGUAUGGUGUCUCGCCCUUUGAGUAUGCGUUGGGAGAAUCUGGUGGAAGCCUACAAUUGGCCAUUGUAAAUGUUCAGAUAAAAUGGCCAGCCGGACCAAAGCCGCCAUAUCCUGAUACACUUCACCAAUUUGUGACAUGGAUGCUUCAGCCUCAAGCUGCUGUUCAAUCACGCAUUGAUGAUAUCAUCAUUCAUGUUGACAAGUUGAUAUCCAAGUACUCUGAUUAGCUCCGAACAUCUAUUGGCGGCCAUCAAACUCAAACUUGUAUGCACAGGUGUAUCUUGAAGGAUUUUUAUACAAAUUAUUCUGGUCAUAGACACACAUUACAGUUUAGUAAAUUCUGUGUUUGACAAAGGGUUAUCAAUCGCGCUUAUUUACUUUGUCUAAUACUUCGUGUAAGUUAGUAUUUAUAUAGAUAAUUUUUUUGGCGAUAGAUGUUUUUGUGUAGUAGAUUCAGUGUCAUUUGUAAACGUUAUGUUUUGUUUUACUAGUACUAGUCUGUUACAGUAUACUGAAGUUUAUAUAGUAGUAAAAGGUAUUGCUUGGACAAUGGCAUCACUCAAA